Stegastes partitus (bicolor damselfish) is the source of this 1345-nucleotide messenger RNA. It is a transcript of the gene nelfe, whose product is annotated as negative elongation factor complex member E. The record is from RefSeq and is a predicted model, not a curated record. The coding region runs from base 93 to 1163 and encodes 356 amino acids. Gene Ontology annotation, molecular function: RNA binding. Gene Ontology annotation, cellular component: NELF complex. The transcript has 11 exons. Lineage: Eukaryota; Metazoa; Chordata; Actinopteri; Pomacentridae. Gene Ontology annotation, biological process: negative regulation of transcription elongation by RNA polymerase II.
AAAAGGUCGCCGUCCAAUGCUACGUCAUAUUUACGCGUCGGUGUUGUUGUUGCUAUCAGCGGCCGCCAGCGUUUGAAUUUGCGGUUGCCAUCAUGGUGGCAUUUCCAAGUUCCCUGACGGAGGAAGAAGAGGCACUGCAAAAGAAAUAUGCUAAACUAAAGAAAAAGAAAAAAGCAUUGCUUGCCUUGAAGAAGCAGAGUUCAACCAACCAGACAAACCAGAGUGGCUUAAAACGCACACUGUCGGACCAGCCUGUCGUUGACACUGCAACAGCCACAGAGCAAGCAAAAAUGCUCAUUAAGUCGGGGGCCAUCAGUGCUAUUAAAUCUGAGAACAAGAACUCUGGCUUCAAACGAUCUCGAAUGCUGGAAAUCAAACUCAAGGACCCUGAAAAAGGCCCAGUUCCUGCUUUCUUACCAUUCCAAAGGAGCGUCUCUACAGAUGAAGACCAACCUGAGUCUGGAAAGAGAGCCCACAGGAAAUCUCUGUAUGAGAGCUUCGUCAGUUCCAGCGACAGAUACCGGGACGAGGACGAUGGAGGUGGCAUGUCGUCCAGCCGUGACAUGGACAGAGACAGAGAGCGAGAGCGUGACCGAGACCUGGAUAGAGAGCGGGACAGAGAUCGAGAAAGAGACAGAGACAGACAGCGGGACAGGGAAAGAGACAGAGGCAGGGACAGGGACAGAGACAGGGACCGGGAGCGAGAAAGAGACAGAGACCGAAGCAGAGACAGAGAUCGAGACCGGGACCGGGACCGGGACAGAGACAGAGAUGGACCAUUCAGACGGUCAGACUCAUACCCAGAGCGGCGAGGCGUGCGAAAGGGGAACACGGUGUACGUUUACGGUUCUGGGCUUGUUGAGGACAGCCUGCGCUCUGCCUUCUCUCAGCACGGAAACAUCAUUGACCUCUCCAUGGACAACCCACGCAAUUGUGCUUUUAUCACAUUUGAGAAGAUGGAGUCUGCUGACCAGGCUGUGGCUGAGCUGAAUGGAAGCACGGUGGGAGACAUUCACAUCAAAGUCAGCAUUGCCAGGAAGCAGCCGAUGCUGGAUGCUGCCACUGGCAAAUCUGUGUGGGCUUCACUGGCUGUGCAGAACAGCACUAAAGGCUCCUACAGGGACAAGAGGAACCAAGUGGUGUACAGUGAAGAUUUCCUGUGAUGACGAGUUCCUUUCUUUGUGUUUUUGCUUUUAAGACUGCUUAAAUUGUAUGGAUAAGUAGGAACAUUUCUGUUGUCUUUUUUGAAUCAGUAGUUGGAAUGUGAUGCUACGUGUGGCAGCUUUGCUCAUGAAACUAGAGAUUUGUUUUGUGGAGCUCAAUAAAUACUAUUUGUGCUUUGUUA